Quercus lobata is the source of this 1239-nucleotide messenger RNA. RefSeq lists its product as uncharacterized. NCBI's taxonomy places the organism in Eukaryota, Viridiplantae, Streptophyta, Magnoliopsida, Fagales, Fagaceae. The record is from RefSeq and is a predicted model, not a curated record. Bases 1 to 1077 code for a protein of 358 amino acids. The transcript has 6 exons. Gene Ontology annotation, molecular function: protein binding.
AUGGUUUUGAAUAAAGAGGAUUUCGACAAACCAAAAUCUGAAGUCAUGGGAUCCAAGUCUACCGAGGAAUUCGCAAUCACAAGAACAGAAAGACAUUUUCGUCCAACUCAUUUCUUACUUAAAAUACAAUCAUACUCUUUAUUGUGCGAGACUGGGGUGGAAAAAUACGAGUCUGGUGUUUUUGAAGCUGGGGGACACAAAUGGAGGUUGUCUCUCUAUCCAAAAGGAAACAAGAAAAUGAAUGGGAAUGAUCACAUCUCCCUUUAUUUGUCAAUAGUUGAUACAGAAAAGUAUUCUCUUGGUUGGGAGGUUUAUGCCACCUUCAAAUUGUUCGUGUUUGAUCAGAUACGGGACAAGUUCUUGACCGUUCAAGAUGCUGAAGGGACGAUUAGAAGAUUCCAUGACAUUAAGAUGGAAUGGGGCUUUGACAAAUUUCUCCCUCUUGAUUCUUUCAAUAAUCUUCCUAAUGGAUACCUUGUCAAUGAUUGUUGUGUAUUUGGUGCUGAGGUUUUUGUUCAUGAACGUAGUGCCAAACGAGACUAUCUGUCCAUGAUAAAAGAACCUUCUAACCGAAUUAUGACUUGGAAGAUUGAAAACUAUUCAACACAACAAGAUAAAGUACCCAUUUAUUCCCGCAUAUACGUUGUUGGAGAUUUAAAAUGGAAACUACUGGUUUAUCCCAAGGGAAUUCAUGACGGAGCAAACAAAGCCAUUUCCGUCUUCCUCUACUCAGUUGAUUGUGUUACACCAGACCUCAAAAUUUUUGCAGAAUUCAAGCUGCGGAUAAAGGACCAAAUCAACAAUAAACAUGCAGAACAAAAAGUAAAUGAAUUAUUUUUACAUUUUUAUCUUCUUCUUCUUUCUCUGUGGUGGGGGGUGGUGUCACUGCCUAAAUACUGGUUCUCUGCCGCAUUUAACGACUGGGGUUUUUCACAACUUUUGCUUCGAGAAGAUUUUGACGAUGCAUCCAAGGGGUUUCUUGUUGAAGACACCUUGAUUGUAGAAGCAGAAAUUAUGGUUAUGUCUACUACAAGUAGUUCUCGACAUUUAUCUCGGAAUUGCACUUGCGAAGACUAGAGAGAAGUAUGAUUGUCGUAGUUGUAAAGAUGUCAAUGUUAAGAUACUUCAAAUUUGCCAUGGUUAUUUUAGAAGCGCAUACUAUAUUUAUAUAUUAUGAAUGAUCAAUUUAAUACACUAUCUACAGUAUUAAGGAAAAAAAGAAAGAAAGAGGCAUUAUCA